GCACACACAGUGAAACAUGUUUAGAAACAGACACCACUGACUGAUCAGUGUGUGACAGAUGCACCGACCGGAGCUUUCAUCUUGUAAACUGUGAAGUCAUGGAGCUACUUGAAGCCGGAUGACGCCCCCCCAUUACGACAAAUUGGCCAAUAGGAGUUGAGAGGCAGAGUUGUCCUCCUGGCCGCCAUUAAAGAAUUCAAUCCAUGAACUGAAAUAAUGGAAAUCUGCAGGACCCAUGGAUCUGGCUGGGGAGAGUAGCCGAUGAGUAGCCUCGCAAAUUCGGCAUUCCGUCCGUCUGGGGAGACGAGUUUUUACUAUGACGUCGGUUUUAGUGAACAGGAGGGCUGUUAGGUGUGCCUAAUUGUUUUAUGUGGCUGGCAAGCUGGCGCUGGGGCUCUGGUAUGUUAGCUUGUGUGCUAGCAGGCUAGGAGAGAUCAGGGGGAGGGGAGAGCUCCUUUGCUUUGAAAUUGUUUCAGAUCAGCUAGCUGCUAUUAGCAUUAGCGCACCGGGGACUAAAGAUUUUGGGGUGAAGUUUUUUUUUUUUUUUUUUUAGUUUUCGGGCUCGCAUUUUUUUUUAUUGCGCACGUAACUUUUCUGGCGUUGGGUUUAACGGUGGUCUGUCCCGGUUAUAUUAUAUUAUAUCAUAUUAGCGCUGACUCUUUGGUGUUAGGUUAGAGGAAUGUAGCAGCAGGCUUGCGGCUAUCCAAAUCAGACAAUACAUUUCAAAUAGGAUUGAUGAGUCGAAAAGCUCCAAGCUUCCAGUUGACGCUAUCUGUCGUUAGCUUAGCCACCGGGCUAGCUGCGGCUAUCGCCGGUUACAAGUUGUCUGUUUGACUAGCUGCGGCUAGCAAGUUGGCCAUUGCUUUAACGGGACAAUCACAUCUGAACGCCGCCUCGCAAAACACAGCCAGCUACCCAGAUCAGCUACAGCCCCCCCGAAGGUGAUUGAGACGAUGGACUUUAACGUUAUAACGACGCAGUGAAAGGAUGAGUUCGUGCUUUGUACCAAACGGGGCCAGUUUGGAGGACUGCCACUCCAACCUCUUCUGCCUGGCUGAUUUGACUGGGAUUAAAUGGCGGCGAUUUGUGUGGCAAGGACCCACCUCUUCGCCCAUCCUUUUCCCCGUGACCGAGGAGGACCCGAUCCUGUGUAGUUUCAGCCGAUGCCUGGCGGCAGACGUGCUGAGCGUGUGGAGAAGGCACCACACUCCGGGUCGCAGGGAGCUCUGGCUUUUCUGGUGGGGGGACGACCCCAGUUUUGCAGAGCUCAUCCACAAUGAGCUUUCAAGUGAGGAGGAUGGGGAGUGGGAGAGCGGCCUGUCCUACGAGUGUCGAACGCUCCUGUUCAAAGCCAUUCACAACCUGCUGGAGCGCUGCCUCAUGAACCGCGGGUUCGUUCGCAUCGGCAAGUGGUUUGUUAAGCCAUACCAAAAGGAGGAGAAGACCAUCAAUAAAAGCGAGCACCUUUCUUGCGCAUUCACCUUCUUCGUGCAUGGCGACAGCAACGUGUGCACGAGCGUGGAGAUCGCUCAGCAUCAGCCUCUGCAGCGACUGAGCGAGGAGCAUCUUAGCCUCGCGCAGCAGAGCUCCAGCCCCUUGCAAGUCAUCCUGAGCCCGUAUGGUUUGAAUGGGACCCUCACGGGCCAGGCUUUUAAGAUGUCAGACCACCCUACUCAGAAGCUCAUAGAGGAGUGGAGGCAGUUUUAUCCCAUCAGCCCCAAUCCCAAGGAGGUCCAGGAGGACAAGAUGGAAGAUUCAGACUGGGAGGAUGACUCCCUGGCAGCGGUGGAGGUCCUUGUCGCGGGAGUAAGGAUGGUUUACCCUUCCUGCCUGGUGCUCCUCCCCCUGUCGGACCUCCCAGCCAUGGUCCCUCAGGGCUCAGCCAACACCUCAGGAAGCCUGUGUGGUGCACAGCAGGGCCAGGCUGCUCACAGAGACCCCGCCAUGUCCUCUGUCACUCUGACUCCUCCAACGUCACCGGAGGAGGCUCAGACUGAUUACCAGCCUGCCCAGAGGUGGCUCAAGCUGUCCUCUGCAUCCGAUGGCUACAGCUCCAACAACACUCUUCAUGGGGGUAAAAUCCCUCGCAGGCUGGCCAGCCAGAUGGUGGAAUCUGUGUGGCAGGAGUACAACAUAAAUCGUACAGGGAACAAGAGGAAGUUUACUACCUUGACAAAUGGGACCUGUGAGGAGGAGACAGACAAAACUGGAUUCUGGGAUUUUGUGGAGCCGGCUCACAGGCUGCACUGCAAUUGCUCAAGACACAAGAAUCAGAAACAGCGAUCCAGCAGCACCUCAGGACACCCGCCCUCAUCAGGACAGCCUGCCCAGCCGGCCCCCAAGCACAAGCUGGGCGAGAAACUGGAGAAGGGGGAGAAGCAGCAGAAGAGGCCGCAGACGCCUUUUCACCACCGCAGCUCUGUGAGCGAGGAGCAGUCCCUGGAGCCGCAGACCCAGAGGCUUUGCCUGAGAUCACAGGAGGAGGGCUCGUAUCCCAGCCUGCACCACGUGGACACGGUGCCGCCCAAAGCCCCCACGCUGCACGCUCACGGCCCCCCCGCCGACCUCGUGGGGUCUCCGCCUCCCCCUCCUCUCAGCCCGCAUCCCUGCGAUCACGCGGAAGGUGACAUGACUCCGGGUGGCAUGAAGAACUCCUCCACGCCCAUUCACCAACCGUUCUACCCGCCGUCAGUGGAGCCCUGUCUGAUGCCGCGAAAGAGUUCAUCCGAGGAGCCUCAGCUGGACAGCAUGCCCAUGCCUUUGCCCUUCCCAUCAAACUACAACGAGACCUUGGAGCCCACUGUCUUUCUAGGCUCAGCCAUCAACCCAGGUGAAGACUCCACCCACAACCCCUGGAAAUAUUUCAACCUGCCCAAGAAGAAGGCGUCUAACUUCCUGACGCCUCUUCUACCUGUGGAUAAAAUACGAGAUGAUUCUGGUGGAGGAACAGAAAGUGUAGUCUCAGUCACUGAGUUGAUGUCAGGCUCCUCGCAGCUCUUGAAGGUGUCCCAAGAGCUGGUUAGGACCUACGCCCAGCGGAGAAACAGCCAUCUAUCCUCCACUGCAGGAGACGGAGACCUGAGUGAGGAGCCAGACCCUUACGCCUUCGUGGAGGGAGACGAAGAGUUCAGCUUUACCGAGAAGAAGGACAAGCCUGGAGCUGAGAAGGACGGAAACAAGAAACACAAGUCGGAUGAAGGAACCGGAGGUUCUGCAGACGAUGGUCAGGGUCCAUCAGGGAGCAAACCUCCAGCCUCUACCAGCCUCAUCCACGAGAAUGACUUGGCUGUAUCCUACAGCGACCUGGAUAAAAUCUUCAACUCGGAUGAAGAUGAGCUCACGCCUGGAGCCAAAAGAGCUGGAGUCGGUGCAGAGGAUAAGUUUGGCUGUAAAGACACUAAAGCCGCAUUGGAUCCUUUGUCCUGCAUAAGCUCAGCAGACCUGCACCAGAUGUUUCCCACUCCUCCCUCCCUGGAGCAGCAGGGUUACUCUCCCAUUAACUCCGGCAGCAAGGAUAGCCUGGAAGCAGGGGCAGGCCUCACCCUGUUGGACGGCAGCCAGCUUAACAACCACUUCAAGAUGGAGGUGGAGGAGGGUUUCUGCAGCCCAAAGCCAUCAGAAAUAAAGGACUUCUCCUUUGUGUACAAGCCAGAGACGUGUCAGACGAUCAUCGGCUGUUCGAUGUACGCCCCCCUGAAGACGCUACCCAGCCAGUGUCUGGUGCCUAUCAAACUGCCAGAAGACUGUGUGUACACACCGAGCUGGACCAUGGGCAAAAUGGAACUGAUACCCCCGGUGUCAGGCGUCAGUCUCCUCACCAAAGACAGUAACGUCCCCAGUGUGGAGCCAGACUACAGCCAGACCUACACCCCUCAGACCCACACCCCCUUCAUGUCCAGCAGCGCUCCUCCCAGCAACAGCGGCACAGGCAUCCUGCCCUCCCCAGCCACGCCGCGCUUCUCCGUGCCCACGCCUCGGACGCCGCGCACUCCACGGACUCCCCGCGGCCCCUCCAGCGUCCAGGGCUCCCUCAAGUACGACAACUCCGACCUGUACUCCCCGGCCUCCACGCCCUCCACCUGCCGGCCCCUCAGCUCCGUCGAGCCGGCCACCGUGACAUCCAUCCCCGAGGCCCACAGCCUCUACGUCACUCUCAUACUUUCUGAGUCGGUCAUGAACCUCUUCAAGGACUGCAACUUCGACAGCUGCUGCGUGUGCGUCUGCAACAUGAACAUCCGAGGGGCGGACGUAGGCGUGUACCUCAAGGACAACGGCGAGGCCCAGUACCCCUGCACUUGCGGCUUCAGCGCGGUCGCCAACCGGCGCUUCGGUCAGUCGGCCGGGCUCUUCCUGGAGGACGAGCUGGACGUGGUGGUGCGGGGCUCGGACGCCAGUCGGGACACGGAGCGGAGUUUCGAAGAGCUGCGAGCGACCACGACACACAAGGCAGGCAGCUUGAAGGAGAAACCUCCAGAUGAGUUGAUCCUCCUGCUGCAGGACCAGUGCACCAACCCGUUCGCUCCACUGGCCGGCGUGGAAUACCCCAAGCAGAGUUCAGCCCUGAGUUCGUUCCUGAGGGUCGAAGAGAGAGACUGUUAUAAUGACUGCUACAUGGCCCUGGAGCACGGCCGGCAGUUCAUGGACAAUAUGUCGGGAGGCAAAGUUGAUGAAACACUAGUGAAAAGCACCUGUCUACAUCAGUGGCCAAAAUGCAAAUCAGCAGACAUGAGCAAGCUGUUCUCUCAGGACGUCCUGCGGGUGUUGCUGUCCCUCCAGCCUGUGCUGCAGGACACCAUUCAGAAGAAGAGGAGUGUGCGGUCCUGGGGCGUUCAGGGACCGCUCACUUGGCAGCAGUUCCACAAAAUGGCUGGGAGGGGUUCAUAUGGUACAGAUGAGUCUCCCGAGCCUCUGCCCAUCCCCACGUUCUUGGUUGGUUAUGAGUAUGAUUUUGUGGUGCUGUCCCCUUUUGGGCUGCCCUACUGGGAGAAGCUUCUCCUGGAUCCCUUUGGCUCCCAGAGAGAUGUGGGAUAUGUCGUCAUCUGUCCAGAAAACGAAGCUCUGCUCCGUGGGGCCAAGACCUUUUUCAAAGAUCUGAGCGCUAUGUAUGAGGCAUGCCAGCUGGGGCAGCACAGGCCCAUCUGCAAGAGUCACCCAGAGGGUGUAUUGAAGGUCGGCAGCACAGAAGGCAGGAGCAUGACGGAGCAGCCCCUUAGUGACUGGUUCCUUAAGAUGGCUGCCAGAGAUGGAAACAAUGAAGCCUUUAAUAAGCUCAAACUCUUUGCUCAAGUGUGCCGUUACGAUCUAGCACCGUAUCUGUCGGAGCAGUCUUUGGACAGCUCUCUGUUGUCCCAGCGCAGCCCCAGCACGGCCUCCUCCUCCCAGACCUCCAACUCUUCCAGCACCACCUCAGGACUCCAGAGCACCAACACUACCAGCUCCAGCACCAGCUCUGCCCAGGUCAACAGCACCCCUCCCUCCUCCUCCUCCUCGUCCUCCUCCUCCUCCUCAGGCUCCCAGACUAUCGGGGGAAUGGCCACGGCCAAGCCGAGCUCCUACUCGCCAUUUGGGUCCGCAGGCUUGCAGGGCAGCACUUCUCAGAACGGACCCCAGACGAACCAACAGGGCGCAGGGGGGCUGGCGGAAAACGGACCGUCUGCAAACCAGCCUCAAGGGCCCACAGAGGCACCAGAGAGCACAAUGGAGAGAGACAAAGUGGGUAAGCCCACGGACGGAGAGUCGCACGCUGUUUCUUACCCACCCGCCAUAGUGGUGUACAUCGUGGACCCCUUCAGCUACGAGGACGCAGACAGAGAGGUCCACUCCAGCACAUACACACUGGGCCUGCUGCGCUGCUACAUGGAGAUGCUCCAGUUCCUGCCCGCUCGCAUCAGAAACGCUGUCUCAGUACAGAUUGUUCCCUACCAGUAUCUGCUGCAGCCAGUGCACAGCGGCGAGCGCCACGUCUACAGCCAGCACCUCAAGUCGCUGGGCUUCUCUGUUUUCACUCAGUGCCGCCGGCCGCUGCCCAACUCCACCAACUUCAAGGCUCUGACGGGCUUCGGCCCCGGCCUUGCCAUCGACAUGGCGCUCAAGAACCCUGAGAGGCCCGAAUGUCUGCGCCUGUACACGCCGCCCUUUAUUUUGGCCCCGGUGAAAGACAAGCAGACGGAGCUCGGGGAGACGUUUGGAGAGGCAUCGCAGAAGUACAACGUCCUGUUUGUCGGCUACUGUCUGUCCCAUGACCAGCGCUGGCUGCUGGCCUCCUGCACCGACCAACACGGAGAACUGCUGGAGACCUGCAUCAUUAGCAUCGAUGUUCCCAACAGGGCUCGCAGGAAAAAGGGCUCAGCCAGACGACUCGGUUUGCAGAAGCUGUGGGACUGGUGCCUCGGCCUGGUGCAGGUGACAUCGCUGCCGUGGAGGGUUGUCAUUGGACGUCUCGGCAGGAUGGGCCACGGCGAGCUGAGAGACUGGAGCAUUCUGCUGAGCAGGAGAAACUUACAGUCCCUCAGUAAACGUCUGAAAGAGACGUGUAGGAUGUGUGGCAUCUCUGCUGCCGACACUCCCGGCAUCCUCAGCGCCUGUCUGGUUGCCAUGGAGCCGCAGGGGUCCUUUGUCAUCAUGCCAGACUCCGUGUCGACAGGCUCCGUGUUUGGUCGCAGCACCACGCUCAACAUGCAAACGUCGCAGCUGAGCACUCCUCAGGACACAUCCUGCACUCACAUCCUGGUGUUCCCCACCUCGGCCAUGGUGCAGGUCAACACUAACACUUCAGAGCCCAUCGACAUCAACUUCAACCCCAUAAAUCCUGAUGGAUCUGACGGAAUGGGCAUCUUUGACUUGUUUGACAACGACAUGGUGGAUCCAGACCUCAUCAACAUCCUGCCCAACUCCCCCACGACCUCCCCCGUUCACUCUCCUGGCUCCCACUACCACCAGGGGGGAGACGGAAGCAAGGGCCAGAGUGCAGAUCGCAUGGAGUCCCACGAGGAGGCUCUGAACAUCCUGCAGCAGCCGAUGGCUUUGGGUUACUUCGUCUCCACAGCAAAGGCUGGACCACUGCCCGACUGGUUCUGGUCGGCCUGCCCUCAAGCCAAGAACCAGUGCCCACUCUUCCUCAAGGCCUCUCUGCACCUGCACGUGUCUUCUGUCCAAUCAGACGAGCUCCUGCACAGUAAACACUCCCACCCCUUGGACUCUAACCACACCUCUGAUGUGCUCAGAUUUGUUCUAGAGCAAUACAACGCCCUCUCCUGGCUGACGUGCGACCCUGCGACCCAGGACCGGCGCUCCUGUCUGCCUGUUCACUUCGUGGUGCUCACCCAGAUGUACAACUUUAUCAUGAACAUGCUUUGAACUCUAACGGGAUCUAACUGCUGAGAUUUGAUUCGAGGGAUCGCUCAGACGAAUUAUGGAUUUUCUGCUACGAGGGAUCCCAGACACUCGAAAAAGGACCUCACACUCCAUCAGGGCAAAUGUGGAGGAAGAACCUCCCUCCUCUUCCUCCUCCUCCCUCUCUCCCUGAUGUAUCUCACAGAUCUCUGACUGGAUGUUUCCAAUCAGUCAAUCAGAUGCCAAGAAUCCAUUUUAGCAUUUUGGAUGAUCAAGGGACGUUUCAUAAAGGAAGAAUAAAUUGUCUUUUUAAUGACUGUAGAUUGCAAUCUAUGAAAUUUUAUCUUAAUGAAAUGCCUGCAUAUAUUAUUUAUUGUAAGUUUUUAAAUGUGGAAUUUUUAAUGCUUAAUAUCUUUUAUAUAUUACAAAAUCCUAGAGGGUGUGUACAUCUCACUGUAAAGGAAUUGGUUUAAAAAGUGUAAUUUUCUCAAUUACAACACGGAAAAACCCGUUCAAGUGAAUUUGCUGUAGAUUGCUUUUAGAAUAUUAUUUUUUCAAAAGGGUACAGACCUUUCUAUUGCCAUGCUGUAAAAAUGAAGUAAAAAGCUGGCCUGGGCAUUUGUGUCCCACCCAAUGAGUGGAUGAGACUUACCUCUCUGUCUGCUUUGGCUCCAGAGUCUCUCGCACAGUAACUCAAUGAGCUCUGAAGAGGAAUUAAAAGGUACAUUGUCAGAUUAUAUAUUUUAUAUAACAGAUUUAGGUAAUCGUGUGUGUAUAUGUGUACAUAUAAUUGUGUGCCGCUACUGAUGGUGCAGCUUCUGUUUUAGGAAUAAAGUGCGUCUACCUUAC
Molecule: messenger RNA, 8181 nt
Organism: Mugil cephalus (flathead mullet)
Lineage: Eukaryota; Metazoa; Chordata; Actinopteri; Mugiliformes; Mugilidae
Product: mediator of RNA polymerase II transcription subunit 13-like
Exons: 30
Coding region: 988-7356 (2122 amino acids)
Biological process (GO): regulation of transcription by RNA polymerase II
Cellular component (GO): mediator complex
Molecular function (GO): transcription coregulator activity
Source: RefSeq, a predicted model, not a curated record